GUUCGAGGCUUCCAGAAAGCAGCCGUCGCAGCCGCGCGCAGCCGCCUUCCUGCCCGCCUUCUUCCUUCUGCGGCCUUGUGCCUGCUGCUACCAUGCUGAACGCCGCCCGCCUGCUCGUUCUGCGCCGCGGAGGGGCCGCCGGGCCUGCCCAGGUUGUCUGGAAUGCUUUGAGUCAAGAUAGUCUCAGAAAUGUAACAAGCAGGAAGUAUGCAUCUGAAGCAAUCAAAGGUGCUGUUGUGGGUAUUGAUCUUGGCACAACCAACUCUUGUGUGGCAGUCAUGGAAGGAAAGCAAGCCAAAGUACUAGAAAACUCAGAAGGUGCCAGGACAACCCCUUCUGUUGUUGCAUUUUCAGCUGAUGGUGAGCGACUGGUUGGCAUGCCAGCCAAACGACAGUCCGUAACUAAUCCCCACAAUACUUUCUAUGCUACCAAGCGGCUAAUUGGGCGGCGAUAUGAUGAUCCGGAAGUGCAGAAAGACAUCAAGAAUGUUCCUUUUAAAAUUGUCCGUUCCUCUAAUGGCGACGCCUGGGUAGAAUCUCAUGGAAAGCUGUAUUCCCCAAGUCAAAUUGGUGCCUUCAUAUUAAUGAAGAUGAAAGAGACUGCAGAAAACUACUUGGGGCAUCCAGCAAAAAAUGCUGUUAUCACAGUCCCUGCUUAUUUCAAUGAUUCUCAACGGCAGGCUACUAAAGAUGCUGGACAGAUUGCUGGAUUGAAUGUUUUGAGAGUGAUCAAUGAGCCUACAGCUGCAGCACUGGCCUAUGGCUUAGACAAGGCUGAAGAUAAAAUUAUUGCAGUGUAUGACUUGGGUGGUGGCACUUUUGAUAUUUCUAUCCUGGAAAUUCAGAAGGGAGUCUUUGAGGUCAAAUCCACCAAUGGUGACACAUUCUUGGGUGGUGAAGAUUUUGACCAGGCCUUAUUGCGGCAUAUUGUAAAAGAGUUCAAGAGGGAUACAGGUGUUGAUUUAACUAAAGAUAACAUGGCUCUACAAAGAGUGAGGGAAGCUGCAGAAAAGGCAAAGUGUGAACUUUCUUCUUCAGUCCAGACUGACAUUAACUUGCCAUACCUUACAAUGGAUGCUUCAGGACCAAAGCACUUGAACAUGAAGCUGUCCCGGUCUCAAUUUGAGGGGAUCGUGACUGAUCUGAUCCGGAGGACAAUAGCUCCUUGCCAGAAAGCCAUGCAGGAUGCUGAAGUCACCAAGAGUGACAUUGGAGAAGUGCUCCUGGUCGGUGGCAUGACCAGAAUGCCAAAGGUGCAACAGACCGUACAGGACAUGUUUGGUCGGGCUCCUAGCAAAGCAGUUAAUCCAGAUGAGGCGGUUGCCAUUGGCGCUGCCAUUCAAGGAGGCGUGUUGGCCGGUGAUGUAACUGAUGUGCUGCUGCUGGAUGUGACUCCCCUUUCCCUGGGAAUUGAGACUCUCGGGGGAGUCUUCACUAAGCUCAUCAACAGGAACACCACUAUUCCAACCAAGAAAAGCCAGGUGUUCUCUACAGCAGCUGAUGGACAAACUCAGGUGGAGAUCAAAGUCCAUCAGGGUGAGAGAGAAAUGGCCAGUGACAAUAAACUGCUCGGCCAGUUUACUUUGGUUGGGAUUCCACCAGCUCCAAGGGGAGUGCCCCAGAUUGAGGUCACCUUUGACAUUGAUGCCAAUGGAAUUGUUCAUGUGUCUGCCAAGGAUAAAGGCACAGGACGGGAGCAACAGAUCGUGAUCCAGUCUUCUGGAGGUCUUAGCAAAGAUGAUAUUGAGAAUAUGGUGAAGAAUGCAGAGAAAUACGCAGAAGAAGACAGGCGAAGAAAGGAACGUGUCGAAGCUGUAAACAUGGCAGAAGGAAUAAUCCAUGAUACAGAAUCCAAGAUGGAAGAGUUUAAAGAUCAGUUGCCUGCUGAUGAGUGCAACAAGCUGAGAGAAGAAAUUGCGAAAAUGCGUGAGCUGCUCGCUCGUAAAGAUAGCGAAACAGGGGAGAACAUCAGGCAGGCAGCCUCCACUCUACAGCAAGCAUCCCUGAAACUUUUUGAAAUGGCCUACAAAAAGAUGGCAUCAGAGCGGGAGAGUUCUGGGAGCUCCGGGGAUCAAAAAGAAGAAAAGCAAUAACUUCUAUAGACUGCAGCAGGAAGAGGACAGUGUUCCAAAGCUUAGGAGGCAAAGGACCUUCCUGAGCAGCUGUGGGCAAAUUUAUUUCUUACUGUGUUUUUGCAGUAUUCUAUACAUAAUUUCCUGAAUGUAUACAUUUAGUGAUGGUGUCAACUAGUGAAAUUACCUGAUUUAAAAGAAAAAAAAUUAAUGCAAGACAGCUCCCUAGGGUGAAUGACAUUUUCCAAUUCAGCCAAAAGAUCCAUGGAGCUCUUCUGAGUAGAAGGGGGAAAACAGUGUGGUAAUUUCUGAAGGCUUAGAAACUGUGGCACUAAUGCAAGGUGGGGCAGCUAGGAUUCCUGUUGCCAGGACUGCUUGAGUUUCACCCUUAAUAAUGGAUGCUCCUUUUGGGAAGAGGUUUCUGCUUCAGUAUGAGGGGAUUUUAAUAGGGCCUGGGUUUAGUUGAGGCUGGGCAAACUGCUCGGAUAGAGUGUGUGUAGCCCUGCACCUUAGGGCUUAGCAUCGUCAUCUCAAAGGAGGUGGAUUGUUUUAAUGUAGCUGUAACUAUAAGGCUAGUCUGAAGUGUCAUGCACUGCUUCCCUGCUCUUGCCUAGUGUCAUUUUCUCCUUGCAGAAAAAAGGCUUCCCUUAUUAAAAAAAUAAAAAUCUUUCUUGAUCUA
This is a messenger RNA of Varanus komodoensis (Komodo dragon), 2751 nucleotides long. RefSeq names its product heat shock protein family A (Hsp70) member 9 (gene HSPA9). Bases 93 to 2093 code for a protein of 666 amino acids. Lineage: Eukaryota; Metazoa; Chordata; Lepidosauria; Squamata; Varanidae. The record is from RefSeq and is a predicted model, not a curated record. Gene Ontology annotation, molecular function: ATP-dependent protein folding chaperone; ATP hydrolysis activity; ATP binding. Gene Ontology annotation, biological process: protein refolding; cellular response to unfolded protein. The transcript has 17 exons. Gene Ontology annotation, cellular component: mitochondrion; cytoplasm.